This is a messenger RNA of Salvia hispanica, 588 nucleotides long. The record is from RefSeq and is a predicted model, not a curated record. Lineage: Eukaryota; Viridiplantae; Streptophyta; Magnoliopsida; Lamiales; Lamiaceae.
UGAAACAGUGUUCAUAAAAAAAGAAAACAAGUAAUCCAAGGUUAAUCUGAUUGCAGCUUUUUGGCUCUGCCUAUCUUGGACCCUUCGGGCAUUACUUUUACAUACUGUUGGAUAAAAUUUUCAAGGGCAAGAAGGAUAAUAAAACUGUUGGCAAGAAGGUUUUGUUGGAGCAACUGACGUCUUCACCGUUGAACAACUUGGUUUUCAUGCUAUACUAUGGAUUAGUCAUCGAGGCAAGGCCAUGGCUUCAAGUGAAGUCCAAGAUCAAGAAGGAAUUUCCAACGGUGCAGUACACAGCAUGGACGUUCUGGCCGGUUGUCGGAUGGGUUAAUCACCAGUAUAUACCGCUGCAUCUUCGUGUUGUUUUUGGAAGUACUGUUGGCUUCUUCUGGGCUAUAUUCAUGAAUCUGAGAGCUAAGUCCAUGGCCAUAAAGAAAAGUUAAGCUUGUGUAACAGCAACAUAUAUGUAUUCUGCAAGUUGUCUCUCCGACGACUAUUAUUGUUGUAUGAUGUGAUUUUAAGUAUGACAAUUUUAAAAUAAACUCUCAACUUUUAUCUUGUGAUUUAUAUGACUCUUCUUUCUUCUUA